AUGAGUGAAGCCACAAACGCAACAAUCCGGGGUGCAGCUAAGUACGGUGAAGAAGCAGACAAUCCGAACGAGGAUAUAUGGAUUUUCGGGUACGGGUCACUGGUAUGGAAGGCCGAUUUCCCCUUCGAAGAAAAGCGAACCGGCUACAUCAAAGGAUUUCUGCGGCGGUUCUAUCAAAACAGUAUUGAUCAUCGUGGCACAGAAGAGCGGCCCGGACGUGUGGUUACCUUGAUCCACUCAGCCGAUCCCGAAUCGAAGGUAUGGGGCAUGGGCUAUCGGAUUGGCGCAAAAGACAAGCUACAAGUACUGCAGCAUCUCGAUCACCGAGAGAAGAACGGAUACGAACGACAUUGUGUUAGCUUUUAUCCGUACCCUUGGAGCACGGAACAGUUAAACGAUCCACAAUCGAUUCUGCUGUACGUAGCGACACAAGACAACCCAUCAUUCGCUGGACAGAGCGAUACCUUAGAGCAGAUUGCGGAACAGAUCCUUGCGUCCGUUGGUCAGAGUGGCCGAAAUCCGGAGUACGUGUACCGGCUGGCUGAGGCAAUGCGACAACUGUACCCAGGUGAACGGGAUGACCAUCUGUUCGAGCUGGAAAAAUUGCUGCAGAUGCGUGAUCCACUAGCAGCUGUGCAACGGAAACCAGAACCAGCCUGCGAGGGUGACGGCAAUCGGUCGGAACUCAGCAAGGAGGGUUAG
This is a messenger RNA of Anopheles maculipalpis, 702 nucleotides long. Its product is annotated as putative glutathione-specific gamma-glutamylcyclotransferase 2. Lineage: Eukaryota; Metazoa; Arthropoda; Insecta; Diptera; Culicidae. Bases 1 to 702 code for a protein of 233 amino acids. Gene Ontology annotation, molecular function: gamma-glutamylcyclotransferase activity; glutathione specific gamma-glutamylcyclotransferase activity. Gene Ontology annotation, biological process: glutathione catabolic process. The record is from RefSeq and is a predicted model, not a curated record. Gene Ontology annotation, cellular component: cytoplasm. The transcript is spliced from 2 exons.